UCCUGAUUUCAAGGACUAUCCCUGGUCAGAGAAGAACGAGGCAGUGGCUGAGGAAGUGAAGGAGAUACGGGAUAUGGUGAAGGGAUUGACGAGGCAGGUUACUGAAAUUGUAUCCACUACAGGGGUCACGGCAUACCGGGACAAACCUGGAGGGUCCUAUUCGCUUCGCUGGGACCGUAGGAACAACGAUCCCUGGAGGAACGUCGAGGAUAGAAAUCCUCGGACGCUGACUGAUUAUCGGAUGCGAGAGAGUGAGAGAGAUGAGGAACAGUGGCGACGUAGGGACGACGAGAUAGACCGAGACCGCAGAGAUCACGAUGCGUUCGUCCGACGAGAUGGAUAUAGGGGAGGUAGAUACGCGAGAUCGGGCCAAGAUGGGUAUAGGGAUGACAGAUACGAGAGGUUUAGCCGAGAUGUCUACCGAGGUGGUAGGUAUGAGAGAGGAGACCGAGACUGGGAACGACGAGAUGGGUCGCGCGGACGGUUUGAUCGCGGGGAAGACGUGAGAGGACAGUGCGACGAGUCGCGAGGAUGGUACAACCGAGGAGACCGACGCGAUGUGUCACGAGGACAUUAUGUCUCGAGGGACCGCAGGAAUGACUCGCGAGAGCAGUAUGAGCAAGGAGGGUCUGGAGGAGACAGGCGCAACGAUUCACGCAGUCGGAAUGAGAGGGGGGGAUAUGGUGUCUCAUCAGAGCUAUAUCCAAAGUCGCCUGACCCCAACGCGGCCAGGAAAUCGAUCCCUAGAAGUGCGGACGACAGGGCAUCUACUCCGAGAAACUCAUGCGUCUACUGUAGAGGAGAAAAUCAUAUCAAAAGGGAUUGUCCAGACCUUAAACGGGCAAUAGAAGAGGGACUUGUUGUGCUUGACGACCGCAAGUACGUCAAGUGGGCAGAUAAUCUCGGAGAUGUAUCGAUGUUCUCUUCGAUGAAGGAGAAUGUCGAAGCAAGGAGAAUAAAGACGAGUAAAGGAAUGGAGUCGGUCAGAAGCCAGAGCAUCAAGAUAACUUUUGAAGGGGACAUGGCGACCACACCCAUAAGAGUGGCGGCCACGAAGUCGGCAAGAGGGUCUACGUCGAAGAAGACUGACACGGAUUACGUGAUGACGGAGAAGGACGGGCAGCGGAUCGAUGGAGAGGAGGUUAUCCUUUCGCCUCGAAAGCGGGGAGUGAAGAAGUUCUUAAUGAAGAGUUCGCUGGACGAGAUUGACACGGUCGAGCCGCUGAGGAGGGCUCUUCGACAGCCCAUGCAAUGCUCUAUUCUGGAGUACCUGGCGGCAUCGAAGCCGGCUCGCGAUGAGUUACAGAUGAUCACGCGCAAGACCCGUAUACCUCUAUCAGAGGAGGGGCAAGGGGCCCCUAAGGUGGAAGCUUCUACAGUAGCAGUGACGGGGGUGACUGCCAGAGCGGAUCGCAUGGCGACAGUCCUUCUCGAUGGAAUGGAAGGCGUGCCUCCAGACAAAUUUUAUAUACUUGGUAUUGGAACUGCCGAAAGGCAAGUCGAUUCAACACGCCCUCGUCGGCGGCAGACUCGUCGAUCUUCAUAUUGGGAUUCGAUGGCUGUCGACGAUGAAGAAGAGAACACGAAGGAGAAUGCGGCACCGAUGGAUACAUCCCCCAUUGUCGGGGAGAGGAGCGAAUUUCAACGUCAUCCAACUUCACAUCUCGGCGAUGAGUUAGGCUGGGGACCGGCGAAGCUAAAAACUGGGACACUAACAACUCCUGCUGCGAGUCCCGCCGGACAGCAGCAGUACUCGCUUGCGUCUUGUUCACCUCUGAGCCAGGCACAAGAGAACGUUUCUCGUCAUCUUAAUGGCAGGCCAUCGAGGAAGGGGGGAUUCGUUGGUGGUGGUUGUGGUGGUGGGGGUCUGGGAGGUCAUUCUAAUACCUCCUACAUGACUGCUGGAGGCAAACACAGUGUUGCAGCAAAUAGACCUACCACGCUGUUGGGGCAGGCGCAAUCGCCGAUAUCAUCGGCGACAUGUAUGGACAUAUCUCCACUUGAGAAAACAGCGGGUAAUGGAGGAAGAGGAGAAAGGGGGCGGGCUGGAGACGGGGGUGGCAUUUCCUGGGCCCAGUUCGUGGAGCAAAGGAAAAUCGCCACUCCUAUUGCUGGUCCUGCUGCCCAACGGACAAUAACUGUCUCGACACCAUCGCAGCGAGAACGAGUGCGCGCUGGGGCCAGCUCCAUGUCCACAUGGACGGAGCAGGACCAUGGCGAGGAGUGGCAGGAAGAGGUGCUUGGGCCCGCUCGAGGGGGCACCAGAUCCCGUCGCCGCUCAACCUUCAUCGAUUUCGAUCUGCCGCACUUGUCUAAGACUGGUCAUUCCUCGCUGUCACCGGCGGCGGGUGGGCCAGGACCCCGUCCGUGUGUCUCGGGAGGAUCAACCUACAAUCACGGGGAAAAGCGUGGGGAGAAGCUGCCACGUGUCCUUGCAUCCCGACCUUUGUUUUUAGCACCAGAUCCCGAUGUCAGGCUUUUUUCUCCUCACAUUGUCAGCGACGUCUUUCGCGGCGGUGCUUGCAGUCAUCAGCCGGAUGCCAUUUGGGAGCAGCAGAAGGAUUCGACGUCGUCGGAGCAUGCCACUGCUUGCUGCCGAGAACAAGUAGAAGCCGAGAGGUUGUUGUCGUCAACAGCAUUGCGGGCCUCCCGACGCUUUUCCCCCUCCUGUAAGAAAAGAGGGAGUGGUUCGUUACACACUUCUUCCUCCGCUGAGCUGCCCACUCGUUGUCGUUCAGUCACAACUGGGGGGGGGGUUGUCAACAAUCUCUUGCCGGCUAAUAAGCCACCCCUUGUAUUAGGAUUGUGUUGCCUGUUCGUGAUAACCUCAGUGAUUGCGUUCUUAUCUAUGGGGUCGUUUGUCGAUGAUGUUGUAGCGCGGGGGAUGAGAAAUCGGUAUGGCUUCUUCUCAUCCUGGAGCAAUGCGAUGGGGGGAGGGGAGGGAUUCGGAUUCUCGUCAUCGGCGGGAACGGGCGAGGGGGUUGGUGAGUGGGUGCUCUCGUCCAGACCGGUGGAGUGGUGGGAGACGGGGGAUGUAUUGACUGUACAGCGCUUCUGUUGGGACAUGCGAUCCCGGUCACCGAAGACUGCCUCAUCGUCGUUAUCUUACGCUCCGUCGCGGUCUUCUCAAUCCUUUUCUGACCACGUGGAUCCUGUCGUCGAUCGCGGUGCUGGGCACGUGCUGCGCUUUCCCGCCGGUGAAGAGGGGUGGUACGCGGCCUCCGGGCUUGGCGCGCAGCUCCGCAGAUGGCUGGGAAUCAGUGACCUCACCGACGCUGAUGUGUUCGACGAACAAAGCUUGUUCUUGCAACCCGGGCAAGUUGUCUUCAAUGCGCUGCAAGAGCCUGGCCCUGCUGCCGAUCCGUUGGAAUCUUCUUCUUCUUUURCAGAUAGCUCUGCAMAUCUGGAKACUGAYGAUCGUCUCGAUCASGGAUMUGGAYCUGACGGCGGCGRUCGAGACGGAUCGGAAGAGAUCAAGGUCGCGGCGACUCAUUCACCGGUAACCCCGGGGAUGAGAGGGGUCUUGGCUGAUGAGCAAGGGAAAGAAAGAUGUGACGUCGAAGCAGCAGGAGGGAGGGAUGAGGUGGUAGUGGGAACCGGCCAGUACCUCGAUAAGAGUAUUCUAGAUCGGCAUGCAGCGUCCACGAGCACCGUUGGCGGCCGAAGUAGUGGUGGUAGGAGUAGGCCCUCAACUUCUCACUCGUCUGAGCUUGAAGCUGUCCUUCGAGAGAUAGCUGAGAUAGAAAUUCUAGGAAACGAGAUCACGGACUUGUUGGACGAAGAAGUUGCUGAGGAGCAACCAACAGAGAUCGAUGAUGAAAUCGGUCACAAGUUUGGGGAUGCGAAAGGUGCUGCUCCUCCUGUUUCCAAAAGUAGCCUUGAGGAGGAGGAGGGUGUUUUAAAGGCUAUGUAUUCUGCCUCUUCGUCGUCUGCGAUAGCAGAGGAGAUUAUCACAUUUGGCGAUAGUUGUAGGAAAUCUCAGAUGCGCAGUCCCUCUCGGGAGAUGGAGAGGGAGAGGGAAAAGAUUGUCGCUGGUGAGUCCUUGGAGGCUGUUCAGCAUCUAAGGGGCGGAGGGAUCGAGGCCACCAGGCUGUCUUUUUUGACCCCUGAACACGUUGACGGUGAGGGAGACGAGGGUGGUGCAAGGGAGGAAGCGGGGAAUGACGAGUCGCUGCUUACUGAACCCGUUAUCGAGAAAAUCGACGUCGUGGAAGGCAUGUCAGUUACUCGUGACUCGAUCACAGAUCAGAAAGAAGGUGGGCUUCUAUCCAUUCUGCUCGGAGUAGCCUUUGCUCGCGCCUACGACCGAGACAGCGCUGUCGAUCUUGUCCGAGCAUCAGUGGCAACGACAUGUCGGUUUCUCUUUCGUGGAUUUCGUAGCAGCCUGGACGCAUUGACGUCAACGGGCGUGUGGGUCGCGACGGGAAGGCAGGACGACGUGCUCGCGGCUGGUGUGGCCACCUCGAAGACGGAACAAGCCGUCAGUUCCUCUCCUCCCGUUUCUGGAGCUGAUUCCCAUCUGUCGGCGGCGACGGCCAUGGAAGCUGUCGAUGCAAGCGAAGUGGUGGAGGAGGAGAGCAUGCCGGUGUUCGGAGACGACUCCAGUGCCGCUCCCAGUGGCAAGUCUUUCCCUGGUGACAGUGAGUCGGUCACAGGCGAUGAAUAUCAUGUGGUUGGACUGGGUGGAAGUGAUGGUGGUGCCAUGAAGUUCCUCAUGUCUCCUUCCUCGUUGAUUAUCGAGUUUGGCUCGUUGGAGCGGGAGGGGACAUGGAGAAUGGUGUUCCUCCCCCUUGUCGCUUCUUGGUUCUUGAUGACGGUCGUGUUUUUAAGAAUCCGCCGUAGGUCUUACGUUUCUCGCUCCCUCGCUAGAGGGGGCAAACCGAUGGUGGGCCUGAAGAAAGAGGGACGCGAGCAAUCGAAUGACGGCGGGAAAAGAGACAUAAGGAUGACUACCAUUUGCAAGGACAAGCGAUGCGAACAGGAGGAGCACGGCCUAAAUCCAUGGGUGAGGAAGACGGAGAGGGCGGGAACGACCGAUGAUGACGUCAACGAAAUCUUGGAUGAUGGUAAAGCUGCUGACGAGGGUACGACAGGCGACGAACACUUGGAUGAUGACGUCAACGUAAUAAACGCGUGUCUUGCUCGGAGUAUGUCUUCGUUACACAUCACGCCGCGUGUCGUAGAAAGGGAACCGCUGCGGGAGGAGGGUGAUGAGAUGGGUUCCGUGGAAAAGGACGGUCAAGGUUCGACGGCGAACGGCAGAGACUGGUCACUUGUGGAACGAUCGGUGCCCGGCCGACUCCUCUCCUCCACCUGCUUUCCACCCAGAGAUCCCCAGGACGAGUGCCAAUUUACAGCAGCGACGACGGCAAGGAUCGGUAACACAGACACUGGGCGGUUCAACCCAGAGAUCCCCAGUGGUCCUCUGGUGUUUGGUAGUGGCUGCAACAAUGAGAAUAACUGGCAAUUACCAGGCACGGGUGGGCCGUUUGCCAAGCAUUUUGCACAAAUGGUGAUGGGGAGGGACUGCGAAGGGGCAGCACAAGGUCAGGCAGUAGUUUCGACGACCACGAGGAAGGAGGGCAACACCACAAUAACCAUGACGGAGAUGCGAAUGGCGGCCAGUGCGGGAGGUGGUGCUGAUGUGGGCCGUCGUCAUCUGGUGUCCAGCCCCUGUGCUUGUCCGGUCAGUCGUCGUUACAUAUCGUACACUGAGGUUGUCGUCGGAGAGGGACAUGAUUGCGCGACUCUGCAUCCCAAGGCAUCUGAGCUCACCCCAGCAAAGGGUUCGCUGGUAUAGAGAGAGAGGGGGGGAGGGAUGGAGAAGGGAGGCAGGAGAGGAGAGGGAAGGAGAAGGGAGAAGGGAGGAAGGUUGCUGCAAAACAAAGAACAGAGCACUGU
Molecule: messenger RNA, 5901 nt
Organism: Chara braunii
Lineage: Eukaryota; Viridiplantae; Streptophyta; Charophyceae; Charales; Characeae
Source: the annotation of a GenBank genome assembly